ACUGACUCUCUGUUUCCAUUCUGACUCUCUUACUCGCUGCUUAAGAGCAGGGGAAUGAGCAGCCCACGGAGCCUCUCCCGGGGCUCCGGGCAGGCCCCCCCUCUGUGCCCCUCAUGCUUCCACCAGAAGGCAGAGACCACGGACUCUCCGUGAGCCACCUGCUUUACGGGCCCAGCACUGGGAUGAGACCUCACCUCCUGCAGUGGCCAUCAGAGCCUCUUCCAGGACUAUAUGCAGAACACAAACCAAUUUGCCUUCUCUCCGGGGAGUCAGCAAUUUAGGAAUAGCCAGGAAAAGUGACAGACAUGUUGGCUAGCUGAUUAUGAUCAAGAGAAGACUUAAGAGGAGAAGCUGAGCCCUGUGACAAUGGAUGUCAUUACCCCAACCCUUUCAGAAAUCAGAGGGGCCUUGGAGCCUAGCACUCGAUGGGCAACUCCUGGCAGCCUGGACGGGACCAGUUCCUUACCUCCAAGUUACCCUCAUGCCCCUGCUGACCCUGCCUCGACCCAGACAACGAGCCAAAAAUAUUUAUGACCUCUUGCCUCGGCGGCAGGAAGAGCUGGGGAGACACCAGUCAAGGAGUAUCCGUGUUUUCAGCACUGAGAGCCUCCUCUCCAGAAAUUCUGACAGCCUUUCCCCUGAGCAUGUGCCCUCACACGUAGGCAGUGCCGCCCAGGUGUACAGAACUCAUAUCUGUGCGGCAGGGUACACGGUGGGUGUCUACGACAAUGCCUCGGUGCCCCAGGUGUGUGGGGACCUCACUCCCUCAGCACACUAUGUCAAUGUCAGAGCUUCCAGAGACUGCUCCAGCAUUUCCUCAGAGGAUUCGAGAGAUUAUGUCAAUGUCCCCAGAGCAGAAGAGGUGGCUGAAAAUUCAGCCACCACCAACAGCUCUCCUGGGAAUCCCUUUGUUCUCCCAAGAACACAGGAACUGGAAUUUGCUGAGGAAAGAGAUGAGGGAUGUGGCAAUGCCUGUGAUUGCACCAGUUUUUGGUCUCCCAGAACUGAGGGCAAUAACCAACUCAGCGAUGGAGAAGGUUCUUCCCAGCUUUCAAAUGACUAUGUUAACAUGUCAGAAUUGGAUCUCAGAGACUUCCAGGAGAAGCAGCCCUGGGUGGCUUUUCAGGACUAUAGAGAUUACGAAAAUGUCCCAUCAGCAGACCCCAAUGGAAGCCAGCACCAGAAGGAAGAAGAGGUGACAUUCUCAAGCACAGACCACGUACCGGGUAGGACUGAUGGUCCAGGGACCCAUGUGCAACCUGUCAUGCAAUCAGGGAGGGUCCUGGGUAUAGGGGAUUACAUGGCCUUUCAGCCAUCAGCACAGAAUGGGGAUCGUCAGAUGAAACAUGGAGAAGGGAUGUCAAAUGAGGACUCUAAUGACUAUGAGAAUGUACCAGCUGCCAAGUUAGGAGGCAGGGACUCUGAAGAGGGAACUGGCACCCAGCUCCUUCCUGAUGAGUUAAGGCCUAGCCACCCAGCUGGAAAGCCACAUGGAGUGGUUUAUCCUGCCGGAUCCAUAACCACCACAGUGUCUAGUGAACACCCAUGAGCCUUCUAGAACUUCAGUGGAUUCAUACGUUUGGAUUAAAAUGAGGCUAAGAUGAGUAGGAAGCUAAGAGGCUGCUCAAAAGCAGAAGUUUGAGGAAGCCAUAAGGGAGUUCUCGUCAAGCAUGGUGCUGUUAAUUGUUGUACCAAUCUAAGAAUGUUUGCUAAACCUGCCUUAUAGGACUGUUGAGAGAUUUAAAAAUGGGUCAGUGUUCUAGUACACAGCGGAAAUAUGAAGUAGUCUAAAAUCAUUACCUUCACUAAUACCCAGCAGACUGCAAAUCAAGAGUACAUCUAACUAUAUGAUGACACUGUGAGCGAUUGAUUGUAUACUUUGGAUGGAUUAUAUGGUGUGUAAAUGUAUCUCAAUAAAAGUGCAUUAAAAAAUAAGACUGCAUCUAAUCUUUUACUCUAGGCACAGGCCAACAGGAUGGAAGAUGUCACAGUGUGGGGGAGAGUUUUUGCUUUAAAAAGAGUGUGAGCAACCAAAUGCUGGUGAGGAUAUGGAGCAACAAAAACACUCAUUCAUUGCUGAUGGGAUUGCAAAGCAUAACAACCACUUUGGGAAAUUGCUUGGCACUUUCUUAUAAAGUUAAAUGUACUCUUAUAAGACUUAGCCAUUACACUACUCUGUAUUUAUCCAAGUGAAAUGAAAACUUAUGUUCACACAAAAUUCCAUGUUUGAAUGUUUAUGGCAGCUUUAUUCAACAUUGCCAAAAACUAGAAACAACCUAGAUGUCCUUCAACAGAUGAAUGGAUAAGCAGACUGUGGUAUAUCCAUACAAUGGAAUACUACUCCACAGUAAAAAUAAAUGAAUACUGAGCCACACAGUAACAUGGAUGAAUCGUAAAUGCAUUUUGCCAAAUGAAAGAAAUUAGACCUAAAAGUCAACAUAUUGCAAGAUGUAUAUGACAUUCUGGAAAAGACAAAACUAUAGAGGAUGAAAACAGAUCAAUGGUUACGAAGGGUUGGAGGAGAGGGGAGAAGUUUACUGCAAAGGGCUUGUAGAAGGGAAUCUUUAGGGUGAUGGGGUUGUUCUGAAGAUACCACAGUGGUGAAUACAUGACUAUGCACUUGUUGAAACAAUAACUUUACACCACAGAAAGUGAUUUUUAUUGCGUGAAAUAUUUUAAAAAUUAACCAGGAUGACAGAUAAACCUAGAAUGGAAUGCAGGCAGUGAGAAAUGAAUCUAAUUGUAUUGCAAACCUGUGACAUCGCCUCACUCAAGGGGGUGGGGUAAAAAGGAGCUGACCAUAAGUAACUUUGGAAAACUGUGAUUUGAAUGAAAACUAUAAGGCUAGAGACACAAAGAACUGUAUACAAACAUUACACUCUAGAUGGCAAAUUUCUCUCUCACAGCAGUAUGGGUUGGCAAUCCUGAAACUAUUUUACAUGUAUACUAGGAUUGAACAAAUAAGUAAAUAUAUUACAGAUAAUAAGAACCAGGAUUCUCAGUACAAGAGAAAGAAGUUACAGUCAGCAAGUGGAAAAGGCUAAAAUGAACCAGUGGUGUUGGAUUAGAGUCGGCGAUAACAGGAUGAACUCAUGUAUAUUUUAAUAUAUAUAUAUAUACAAAUAGAUAAACACAUGUAUACAUGUCCUAGCUCUGUCCACCGGGAGGGCCUGAAGCUAGUACCAAUGAACAUACCUAGAACUCAGAUCUUGAUUUCUAUAUACCAUUCUCCAAUAAAAGGAACCAGAGCUCCUUAGAAAAAUGAUUGGUUCUAGGGAAAAUACAAGAUGGGCUUGUAAUGGCAAAAGUAAAGAAGUGUGAAAAGAGAGAGAGAGAGAGAGCAUGUCAACUUAAAAGGGGCCCACUGAAAGAGCUUCUAAUGACAAAGCUGGAACAAUUUGAACAA
Molecule: messenger RNA, 3406 nt
Organism: Choloepus didactylus (southern two-toed sloth)
Lineage: Eukaryota; Metazoa; Chordata; Mammalia; Pilosa; Megalonychidae
Gene: LAX1
Product: lymphocyte transmembrane adaptor 1
Exons: 5
Coding region: 371-1549 (392 amino acids)
Biological process (GO): intracellular signal transduction; immune response; antigen receptor-mediated signaling pathway
Cellular component (GO): plasma membrane
Source: RefSeq, a predicted model, not a curated record